Molecule: messenger RNA, 1146 nt
Organism: Oreochromis niloticus (Nile tilapia)
Lineage: Eukaryota; Metazoa; Chordata; Actinopteri; Cichliformes; Cichlidae
Gene: cd59a
Product: CD59 molecule (CD59 blood group) a
Source: RefSeq, marked provisional
UGCUGCUGCUGGGUGAGCCGUGGACCUGCUCUGUUAUUCUGACAGAUGAGUUUGUGAGCUGUGCAGAGGUGAAAAUGAAGCACUCCCUGGGGAUCUGUCUGGUGAUCUGCUCCACUCUGAUUGGACUGGGAUCAGCCAUCCGCUGUUACAGGUGUAAGGACUACACAGCCAGCUGCACCAAAGAGCGAGAGUGUAGCUAUGACGACGCCUGCCUCACGCUCAGGGAGAGAGGUGGGAUGACGUACCGUCAGUGUAUGAAGUACUCGGACUGUGAGUACGGCCGUCUGGCACAGAUGUUCCCCCAGGUUUCCAGUUUUACCUUCAAGUGCUGCAACUCUGACCUGUGUAACUCCGCCCCCUCCUCUGCAACAAGCUCUGUGAUUGGUGUACUGGCCUCGCUGGCGGUCAUGUGGUGGUGCAUCCACUGAAGGGCGACCCGAGCGGCUCUGCGGCACCCCCAUGAGUCCUCUUUAACCACAGCAGCUUCGCAGUACUGAUGCUCACUGAUCAAUCAGCCAGUCCUCCUCCCUCUGGUACAUUAUUGAUAAUUAAUUGAUCAGUUUCAGCCUUAAAGAUCCAACAUCCAGACCUUUGAUCGAUCACGAAGCUCCCGUAAAUGUUUAAAAAUGAAUCCUGCAGCAUUCCAGCUGCUGAUCAAACAUGAAUAUUCAGCCUGAUGAUCGUUGAAAGGUUCCUGAUCAGUCACAUCUCAGCAAAGACGCAUCACAAACACCUGAAGACUGACCGAGACCUGCACUGAGGGAGUGAUUGAUGUUUCAGACCAGUGUCUGUGAGAAAACAUGAAGAUUUUAUUCAUUUUAACCCACACGUGUACUUCACACUUACACACUACAGCUUCAGGUCUUACUGCGGUUCUCAGUCAGAUUUUCAAAAUAAAAGCAGCCACAGCUUCCUGUGGCUGUCUCUGUAUCACAGACAGGAACUUAAAUCAGACGGAUUCUCAGGCAGGUUCUGACUGGGUUUCUCUCUGCUUGGUUUCUGGAGGUUCAGUUAUGGAUAAGAAGUGGAAGCCUCUCUGAUUCUGAACGUUGUGUCUGAGCUGAGAUGUGACUGAGGUUUAACUCUCUGUAGAAGCCUGAAGGCCUUCCUCGAAGCAGCUGCUUAAAUAAAACUAAAACCCUUAAA